AUGUCUCGCUGUCCCCCUAUCAAGGCUCAGCCUGGUUCCGCUGAAAGCAAUGAUGCGGCAAUCUUUUCUCCGGUUAUAUCUGCUUUGAAUCUCGAGUCUCUCCCGGCCUUUUGUGCCCGAGUCCGAAAAGCAUCAACAGACUGUGUGGAAAAUCAAGAAGCACUCAUUGAGCCGAUAGAUAUUGAACCUCCACUGUUUGGUUCCUACCAUGCCUUAUUUCCAAUUCGAUUUCAAGAUGGCUUGCGUUGGAUCCUGAAGAUUCCCGCCUGCGGGAUAUCUGAACAUUUCAAUGCGUCCGCCUCAUCAGCGCUUCAAUCUGAAGCGUUGACGAUGAGACUUAUCCGGCGCGAAACCUCAGUCCCGGUUCCUGAAGUCUUCACAUUUGAUGCAACAGUGGGCAACGAACUUGGUGUUCCUUUCAUCCUCAUGAGCUUCAUCCAGGGAACAUCUCUGUAUGAUUGCUGGUUUGACAUGAAACUCUCAAGGGAGGGGCGGAUGUUGCGCCGCACGAGAACUCUCGAGGAUAUUGCUCGAGCGAUGGCGGAACUGAGCUCGUUCUCGUUCCCGACGGGGGGAGCCUUGAUGUUUGAUAUGGACGGGAAACCCACUCCCGGGCCAUCGAGAUUUGUUGAUCAUCAGGCAAUGCUCGAGCGGCUCGGGCAAGGCGAUGACGACGACGACGACGAUGACGACACUGAACCGGCGCUAUAUUUCGAAGCAGGCCCCUUCACAGACCCACAGAAUUUCUAUCUUCUCUCACUUGACCGAGCAAAGGAGCCGGAGAACAAUCUGCACAGGGGGUUGCGGAGAUUUCUUGAGAUUCUUCUACGAUGGAUUCCGGCACCUCCAGACCCAAAGUUCGUUCUUACACAUCCGGACUUGAAUAUGCAGAAUGUUCUUGUAUCUGAGGAUGGGAGCCUGCAGGGCUUGAUUGAUUGGGACGGUGUGGCCGCCGUUCCUCGUUUUCUGGGGAACGAGAAAUACCCGUCCUGGCUCACUCGAGACUGGGACCCAGCGAUGUACGCAUGGAAUGAGGAAAUGGAGCAGGGCAUCGAACAAGAUACCUUAUGGGAGGACUCUCCAGGUACCCUUGCCUUGCACCGCAAAGAGUACAAUGACGCUAUGCAGCGGUAUCUGUCUCUACAAGGGGACUCGGUUGAAUCUUAUAAUACCCCUGCAUCUCAAGGGUCAUCCACGACAGAAAAAUCCCUAUUUGUCGAGAACCUGCUUAUUGCAGCCGAGGACUCUAUAUGCAGGUUUGAUAUUCUUACCAAGUUUGUCGAGAAGAUCGUUGAAUUGGCACAAGCAGACUCUUCGGAUCGUACCAAUAACCAAUAUGGGGACCUGGAGAUAUUCGAUAUAGCUGGCGAUCUAGCAGAGGGUAAAUUGGAACAGGACAUGCUUGCUUUUCUUAGAAAGGGCUUUGAGGCUCUUCUCAACCAAAGAUCUAUGUGA
Nannizzia gypsea CBS 118893 is the source of this 1455-nucleotide messenger RNA. RefSeq lists its product as hypothetical. The transcript has a single exon. Bases 1 to 1455 code for a protein of 484 amino acids. The record is from RefSeq and is a predicted model, not a curated record. NCBI's taxonomy places the organism in Eukaryota, Fungi, Ascomycota, Eurotiomycetes, Onygenales, Arthrodermataceae.